AAGAAGAACGACUAUCGGAAGCUAGCUGUAACAACGAGUUGCUAACCGUUUUGUGAGACUUGAUAAAAUAACAUAGUGAAAAGUAACCCUGAGGAGAGAUAAGGUUCCCGCUGCCAGCAGAUCAUGCAGCGCUCUAAAAGGUAAUGAGCCGUAAAGCCUCAGGGUCUCGGCUCAGCGGCGCCCACAAACUGCGGCCAAACUGGAACGACUGGCAGCCCAGAGUUGACAGUAUAUCAUCCAGCCAGGACGAAGGGAAGUCGGGAGAGCUUGGUUCAGGACCGUAUGACGUGUUGCCCUCCAGCUGCCCUGAACAGCCAGUGGUGCCCAGUGAUGUCUACACUGCUGCAAAUGCACAUCAGGAAGAAGGUGGAUAUGAAGCUGGUCAAGGUGUCUGUGAUACUUCGUUUGGUUGGAAGUCGCUGGGGAAAGAGUUGAGGCCUAAUGACGUGACAACGGAUUUGAUACCUUUUCAGCAUGGAACCCGUGCUUUAGCUUCAAAGGACAUGAGGAAAUCGCAGGACAGAGGAAUGGCUCACUCAGAGGAGUCUCGACUGACCAACCUCCUGCGCCGAGUUUCCAGGGAAGAUGACCGCGACCGGAGGCUGGCCACUCUCAAACAACUAAAGGAAUUCAUCAGCCAUGGCGAAAGCAAAGUGGUUAGUCAGAUUCUGUAAAGAUCAUCUUCCAGUUUUGUCAUUGCAAACCUUCUGUAAUAUGAAAAUAAGACAUAAUCAGAAAAUAAGACAUAGUCAUGUUAAAACUGUGCCUCUCAUCUUCAUCUCGGCGCAAAAUUUGGGAUAUUUCACGGUCUCUGCAGUCAUGCACGCAGUGACCAACAGACUGGCUCAAACUUUUUAACAAACUUGUCUGACUAUAAUAGUAAAUUCCUAUGUAGUUUCUGGUAUUGGCUCUGUUUGGCUUUAUAUUCUUAGUAUUCUUCGACAGUGUUGCAUUUAAAUGCCACACACAUGCUCGUGAUAUCUGAAAUAUUUGUUGAUUUAGUUUUAGUG
Messenger RNA from Stegastes partitus (bicolor damselfish), 1010 nucleotides. RefSeq lists its product as uncharacterized. The transcript has 4 exons. Lineage: Eukaryota; Metazoa; Chordata; Actinopteri; Pomacentridae. The coding region runs from base 144 to 674 and encodes 176 amino acids. The record is from RefSeq and is a predicted model, not a curated record.